GCACCAAAUUAUGCCCGUGUGCGAAGCUGUUUGCCUACUGAGUAUGAAUGCCCUAGCUGCGCCAAUAAAACAUUGAGUAAGCUCUGCGCAACAUCUGGGCUUCACCCUGUUCAAGCUCCAACAGAUGACCCUAAUCCUUCCCCUGGGGUUGUGUACCAUAACAAGUUCUGUUGGUUCUGUGCCAACCCCACUGAUUAUAAUAGACAAGCUUGCCGAAUAAGUCUGGGGUACAGAAAUUCAGCAGAAUUUAAAUUGUUCUCAUUUCAAAUAUUAGUUGAUAUUUCUGUAGAUAACAAAAGAAGUCUCAAUGUCCGUUCAUCUUCGGGAAUUCAAAGUGUUGGGUUUGAACUUGAAUGCAAAACUGAAUCAAGCUGUAUUGCAGUGGCUUGCCCUGAUGGUUAUAUGAAAAAUGGGGAAAGGUGUGUCAUGAAAGGGAAAUUAGUGCAUACCAUUUUAAGAACAACGGUAUUGGAAAUAGGAGCGACCAAGCAAAUCGAGAUUAUGGAGAAUCUUCUCCAAGACACAUUCAUUCCUACAGGUUAUAUAGAUUGUAGUUGUCAUAUUAAAUCUCCCGACGUUAAUCAAAACACAUUUAUAAUGAGUUUCAAUGUUUCAUUCCCUGGUAAUGCAACAAAUCUUGAGAUCCAUAGAAAUAUGAGAACUAAAUAUGAGACAUUUGUAAUGCAAGCAGAGGAGGGAGACUUGUCUGAGAUGAAUAUGACUUAUGAGAUACUGCCCUCAGAAGUAAACAAUCCAGAAACAAUUCUAGAUAAGAAAAACAGUACAACCUCAGCCUCAGGUGGAUUCAUCUGGCCAGUGUUUAUUGCAAUCAUAGUAAUGACAUUUGUACUGUAAGACAUUUUCUUAAAUUGUUGGAUGUCUGAUUUGAUAAGGUAAAAGUACAAUAGUGGUAAUAGAGGGUGAUAUCUUCUUGAAUAGUUGACUUGCUACAUGUUUGUACAUGUAUAAACAUUAUUUGAGAUAAUUAU
This is a messenger RNA of Owenia fusiformis, 989 nucleotides long. The record is from the annotation of a GenBank genome assembly. NCBI's taxonomy places the organism in Eukaryota, Metazoa, Annelida, Polychaeta, Sabellida, Oweniidae.